Molecule: messenger RNA, 1673 nt
Organism: Rhea pennata
Lineage: Eukaryota; Metazoa; Chordata; Aves; Rheiformes; Rheidae
Gene: TCN2
Product: transcobalamin 2
Exons: 10
Coding region: 133-1518 (461 amino acids)
Biological process (GO): cobalamin transport
Molecular function (GO): cobalamin binding
Source: RefSeq, a predicted model, not a curated record
CCUUCCUGUCCCAGGCGGCGCCUCAGCUCGGCUCGGCACAGCUCGGCCGGGCUCUGCGCAGCACUACCGGGUCUGCGAGUUGAGGCGAGCCGCCCUGUCUGUCCCCCGUGUUGCCGCAGACCCCGCGCCGGCAUGUGGCGGCUCCUGGUCCUCCUGCAGGCUGCUGUCCUGCCUGUCCAGCUGUGCGAGGUGCCAGAGGCAGUGGCGGAGCAGGCACACAACGUCAGCGCCUGGCUCCUGGGCCUGGCCAAGGACCCGGCGCGGAAGGCCAACCCCAGCGUCUUCGUGGCCCUUCGCCUUGCUGAUGACCACAACCCGGCCUUGGAGGCACAGUACUUGGCGAGGCUGAAGGAUGCCUUCCAGGGCACCCAUGGCACGAGCUCGCAGGCGGCCAGCUGGCCCAAGCAGCCCCUUCACUGGCACUCUGCGGCACACCACAGCCGAGCAUCUGGCUCCCACAGCCGCCACAGGAGCACUGCAGGGACGGUGAGGAAGAGGGUCCGGCCCAACACGGGGCGCCUGGCACUGUACAUACUGGGGCUGCGGGCUGCCUGCCAGCCCCCAGCUGCCGGCGUCGAGGACCACCUGCUCACCCGGCUCAAGUACGCCCUGGAGAAGGACUGGACGGGCUCCCAGCGGCAUGGCCAUCCCCUCACCAAUUACUACCAGUACGGCCUGGGCAUCUUGGCUCUGUGCGUGCAACGCAAGCAGGUCAAGGAGGAGGUGAUUCACAGGCUCCUGGCGGCCCAGCAGCAGGGCAGGUUUGGGCACGGCGAUGGGCAUGCUGUGGACACGGAGGCCAUGGCGGGACUGGCCUUCGCCUGCCUGGACCAGGCGAAGCUUGUCCACAGCACGCUGGCCUUGGAGCUGCAGGAGGCUGUGCGGAAUGUGCAAGGGAAGCUGCUCCAGGUGCAGGACCGUGAUGGCUUCUUCGGCAAUGUCUUCAGCACCCCCUUGGCCAUGCAGCUCUUCAUUGCCACCAACACGUGCGAAUCGGAGCCAGAGUACAGCUGGGCCAGGACCGCCCUGCUGCAGAACCUGGACGCCUUCACCAACCCCAUGGCCAUAUCCCAGCUGCUGCCUGCACUGUAUGGCCGCAGUUACCUGGACAUCGCCUCCAUGCACUGCCAGGGGGAAAGAGGCAUGCUGCAGCCCAUCUCCCCCAAAGAGCAGCCCAUGGGGCAGGAGAAUAUCGUCGUGCGGCUCGUGGUGGAGUGCCCCAAGCGGCUGUGCCACCAUCAUGUGCUCUACAACCAGUCCAUGUCUGUGCCCGCUGGUUCCUCCCUCCUGGAUGUGCUGCAGGUGGCCUCGAAGCAGGGACACCAUGCCUUCACGUUUAAAACUCAGGACAGCCUCUAUGGCCCCUUUUUAACGGUGGUGAUGAAAGUGGAAGCCAAGUGGCAAGAGCGGAGGUACUGGCAGCUUCUCUCGGCGCCUGGCACCAGCCUGCAGAUGGGUAUGGCCGACUACAAGCCUCAUGACGGGGAGACCCUCAUCCUGCGGCUGAGCAAGUGGUAGCUGGCGCAUGCCUGGCUGCUGCGCGGGGGGGGCAUGUGGCUGAAGUUGAGCAGCAAGUGGCACCGGGUGGCAUGGGCCCCUGGCGCCACCGUCCUGGAGAGGAGAGCUCUGGCUAAUGGGGCCAAUGCCAAUGAAAUGCCUUUCUUGCACUGCAA